AUGCAGAGUCAACAAGAUACAGUCACACCUUUCCAGAUUUUGGGUGAUAAUGUUAAAGUCAGAGGAGAGUCAUUGCUAAGCCUGGUUUCAUGUGCUACAUGUCUGGCUCGGUCGAGAUGGAAAAUACAUAUACUCCUGAACAAGAAGUUGGAGUCUUACAGUGGAUUUUCGGUAAGAGUGUUACCAGCCUUGUUCUUCAGAAUAAUGGGCCUAAUUAACGAUGGUUUUGUUGGUAUUGCUGCACCUUAUUUCGCUAGGAUCUCACCGGUUAGUGGACUAUAA
Molecule: messenger RNA, 282 nt
Organism: Eruca vesicaria subsp. sativa (arugula)
Lineage: Eukaryota; Viridiplantae; Streptophyta; Magnoliopsida; Brassicales; Brassicaceae
Source: the annotation of a GenBank genome assembly